This is a messenger RNA of Tympanuchus pallidicinctus (lesser prairie-chicken), 3462 nucleotides long. It is a transcript of the gene TENT5B, whose product is annotated as terminal nucleotidyltransferase 5B. Gene Ontology annotation, molecular function: RNA binding; poly(A) RNA polymerase activity. The coding region runs from base 231 to 1421 and encodes 396 amino acids. The transcript has 2 exons. The record is from RefSeq and is a predicted model, not a curated record. Gene Ontology annotation, biological process: mRNA stabilization. Lineage: Eukaryota; Metazoa; Chordata; Aves; Galliformes; Phasianidae.
CUGAGCGCAGCCGGCGGCGGGCGGGAGCGCAGCGGCGCGGAACGGUUCCCUGCAGCGCCCCCCGGGGUCCGCCUCCGCCCGCAGCUCCCCCCGCUCGGCACCGGCUUCGUUUUUUUUUGGUUUUUUUUUUUUUUCCUUCCCUUCUUCCCCCCCAUCACCACCACCACCCCCCAGCCCGGUAUUUCCGGCUGUUUUCCGCAUCGCUUCCGGGGGGAGCUGCCGGCGGGGCGAUGCUGGCGGCGGAGGCUGCGGGCUGCUCGGAGCAGCGCACCGGGGAACGCUUCAGCGUGCUGACAUGGGAGCAGGUGCAGCGGUUGGACCAGAUCUUGGGCGAGACCGUCCCCAUCCACGGCCGAGGCAACUUCCCGACGCUGUCCGUGAAGCCCCGAACCAUCGUGCAGGUUGUCCGCAGUCGCCUGGAGCAGAAGGGGAUCGUGGUGCACAACGUGAGGCUGAACGGCUCGGCAGCCAGCCACGUGCUGCACCAGGACAGCGGGCUGGGCUACAAAGACCUCGACCUCAUCUUCGGGGUGGAUCUGAAGACGGAAGACGUCUUCCAGCAGGUGAAGGAUGUGGUGAUGGAUUGCCUCCUCGACUUCCUCCCCGAAGGGGUCAACAAAGACAAGAUCACCCCCAUGACCCUGAAGGAAGCCUAUGUGCAGAAGCUGGUGAAGGUGUGCAACGAAACCGACCGCUGGAGCCUCAUCUCCCUGUCCAACAACAGCGGGAAGAACGUGGAGCUCAAAUUCGUGGACUCUCUCAGGAGGCAGUUUGAGUUCAGCGUGGAUUCCUUUCAGAUCAUCCUGGAUUCCCUUCUGCUCUUCGGGGAGUGCUCGGAGAACCCCAUGGCUGAGAACUUCCACCCCACGGUCACUGGGGAGAGCAUGUAUGGGGACUUUGAGGAGGCCAUGGAGCACCUGAGGAGCAGAGUCAUCGCCACCCGGAACCCGGAGGAGAUCAGAGGCGGGGGGCUCCUGAAGUACUGCAACCUCCUGGUGAGGGGCUUCAAGCCCAAAUCCGAGGUGGAUAUGAAGGCUCUGCAGCGUUACAUGUGCUCCAGGUUUUUCAUUGACUUUUCUGACAUCGGCGAGCAGCAGAGGAAGCUGGAGUGCUAUCUGCAGAGCCACUUCGUGGGCAUGGAGGACAAGCGUUAUGACUAUCUGAUGACCCUCCACCGGGUGGUCAAUGAGAGCACGGUCUGCCUCAUGGGACACGAGCGGAGGCAGACCCUGAACCUCAUUGCCACGCUGGCCGUGAGGGUCCUGGCCGAGCAGAACAUCCUCCCCACGGUCACAAAUGUCACCUGCUAUUACCAGCCGGCCCCUUACAUCAGUGAGAUCAACGUCAACUACUACGUGACCCACGUGCAGCCCUUCCUGCCCUGCAACCAAUCCUACCCGACGUGGCUGCCCUGUAACUGAGCUGGGAUGAACUUCGGGGGCCGCCCUCGAGGUAUUCCCUCAUUUUGGGGAGCCAGGAGCGGGGGCGACCUUCCUAGGACUGCAACAAAAGCAAACUUCACUCUCUCCCCCCAGCGUGUGUUGCUGCUGGGGUGGUCAGAGCCAGGCCUGCAGGCUGUGAUGGGCCGCGCAGCGCUGCAGGAGCUCAGAUGGGAAGAUUUAUUGUAGGCAACGGGGGGUGGGGGGGUGUGAGGGGAGAUUGUAGAGUUCCGGUGAGGUAGAUCUGCACUGCCCUGACAUGGAUCUGAAUCUUUUUUUCUUUUUUUUUUUUUAGUGCAGGGGGUGUUAUGGGGUGUGUGCAGACUUGUGGUUUCUGAUGAGAGAAGCCAGAGUGGCUAAUUCCUGUGAACGGACCAAAGAAUCCUGUUUAAGUGCCUGUAACAAUAUAAACACAACUGUACUGUAAACCUGAUACAUAGAUAUAUAUUUUUUGCAGGGGUUGACAUCCCGAGAGCUCGAAGAGGGGAUGUCCUGCGUGGAAAAUGUUUCUGUUGUAUGGGGGGAGGGGGGGAGGGUCGUGAGAUCAUUUCUAGUAGCCUUGCUGGAGGGAGAGUGGGAUUGCAGCGACGUGUCACCGGGGUUCUGGCUUGGAUUGACUGCGUGUAAAUGCCUGAAAUGGGGGGAUGCUGCUGGGGGGAGGUGUGGGUUGACUGAAGUUCCCCAUCCUGUAGUGCCUAAAGGUGAAUUUGUCCAUGGAGGAUGAUGCAGAUCGGUGUGGGAGCCCCAGGCUGUGCAAGGUGCUGUGUUUUCUAGGGGAAUUGGCAAUGCUGCUUUUCUUGGCAUCACGUUUGGGGCUCUGUGGGAAGAGCAGGCUUGUCCUUGAAGCACAACGCGUUCAGGAGGCUGUUAUCUCACGGUGGGGGCUGUGUCCUUGGGGUGGGGGGGAUGCACAGCCCUCUCCCAGCACCCUGAUCCUCCUCCACUUUGGGGCAGGUCCUGUUCAGAAGCAGCUGCUGUGAUCCCAGCUGUGUGAAGCAUUGGAACUCAUCCUCUAGCUUAGAAGCUGAGCUCCUGGGGUCCCAAGUGAGGGGUGGUUGGUGUUAGGAGAAAUUCUGUCUUCCAAACAAGCCCUAUUGUGUCUUGAGGGCCCCGGGGUGCAUCUGUAGGGUGUGCAGAGCCUUUCCCUCAGCUGCCCCUUCUCACCGAGCAUCAUCUCAGGCCAUCUGUGCGUGGAUGGGGGCAGUGGGAAGGCAGCUGGGUGCUCCCUCUGAGGCUCAGUAUCUCUACUAACUCAUUUGUGUUCCUGUGACGACUGUACCAGGCGGGCAGACGUGCUAAAUAAAGUCUAGAUACUUGGACUGUGUCUAGCCAGAUGGCUGCCUUCUUUGGGGGCAGGGGUGAUGCAGGGUGGGGAUGCUACCGGGGGCUCCUUGCGCUUCAUACCAACUAACCAAGCUUCCCAUCAGUGCAGCUUUGCUUCCUGCCCAGCAAAUCCCAUGGAGGAGCACUGGUGUCACUGUGGCUUUCCCACAGGGCAGCUUUGCUUUUGUAGGCACAGCUCACCAGCAGCCUGCAAACUGCUUGGUGCUCUGCUCCGUGCAAAGCUGUUCCAAGGCUGGCUUCGAGAUCCUGACCACCAUCUCCCAUUUCAAGCUCCACGACAUGUAGCAUGCUUCUCUUCAUUCUUACAGGCUCCUUACUCCCUACCCACAGAAACAGAGAUGCACUAAACUGAGGUGUUUUUUCUCCCCCCUCCCUAUUGCAGAUGUGUUUCCCUACAGCUGACAGCUCGACUUACGUUGAGGUUGCACUUUUGGUUUGCGGAGUGCGUGUGGUGGGACUCUUAUGAAUGGGUUGAAUCUGAAUUUUCUAGACCUUGCAGUGAUACUGUGCUGCCUCCUGUGAGGGGGCAUUGGGAAGAUUCCAGUAGCUUGAAUGGCACUUGAUUUUGUUUUAAGUGUUUUUUUUUUCCUACACCUGUAUCACUUGUCAUGCGAUGGGCUUGACAUAGAUUCACUAGAUUCUUUAGAAUCUGUUUAAAAAUAAAUACAGUGUAUUCAAA